Molecule: messenger RNA, 594 nt
Organism: Arabis nemorensis
Lineage: Eukaryota; Viridiplantae; Streptophyta; Magnoliopsida; Brassicales; Brassicaceae
Source: the annotation of a GenBank genome assembly
AUGGGUUCUGAUGAAACCAAAUCGACGGUGGACACCGAGAAAUCGACCGUGCCAGCUGGAGGAAGCUGCACCACCUCGAAGUGUGCUUGGACGACUCAAGUUGUGCUAAGAGUAUUUCUGUUUGCAGCCACUUUGACAUCAGUUAUAGUAAUGGUUACGGGUAAACAGACCAAGAAUAUAUUCAUUCCUGGAACUCCCUUUCGUAUUCCUACUGCUAAGUUCACCAACUCACCGGCUCUAAUAUACUUUGUGGUGGCAUUAUCGGUGGCUUGCUUUUACAGUAUUCUAUCAACACUUGCUACUGUAUCUGCUAUGAAGAAGCCUUCCUCUUGCACUGCGAUGCUCUUGCUAAAUCUUGCGAUUAUGGAUGCGUUGAUGGUUGGGAUAGUAGCCUCAGCGACAGGAGCGGGAGGUGGAGUAGCUUACCUUGGUCUGAAGGGAAACAAAGAUGUCAGGUGGGGCAAAAUCUGUCAUAUCUACGACAAGUUUUGCCGUCAUACCGGAGGCGCAAUCGCGGUCUCAUUGGCCGCUUCGAUCAUCCUUCUCCUCCUCUCCAUCAUUUCUAUUUUCUCCCUCUACAAGAGAAUCCGUUGA